CAGUAUAGAUACUAAUAUUUCUUUAGCUGGCUUCUUCACCUCAGAGAAAACAGAAGAAGAGCAAGUGUUCAAAUUAGCAAUAGAAAAUAUCAAUUACGUGAAUCAAGAUAAAAACUAUCCUGAGGACAGCUUAAUUCUCGAGCCUUACGUGGAACAUGUUUUGUCUUUUGACAGCUAUAACACUAGCAGGAGAGUCUGUGACUUGGCAAGCCAGGGCAUUGGUGGAAUCUUUGGUCUUCACUCACCAGAGGCCAUAGGGAUCACUGAGUCAGUGUGUGAUGCGAUGGAUAUCCCGUUGAUCAAGACAUUUUGGGACACUCCUUCAAUGCCUUCUAAAUCAGUGAUUAAUAUCUAUCCUGAUCCUACAAUACUGUCUAAGGUUUUAGUAGAUGUGAUUAAAGAUAUGGAUUGGACUAGUUAUGCUAUCCUAUACGAUUCUGAUUUUGGUCUACUUCGCCUUCAAGAAUUGCUCAAAUCGCAUAAAAGAGCAUUUACAUCGGAAGGACAUGUUCCGUUUACUGUUUGGCAACUUGAACCAGAAGGAGAUGUCAGGCCUAUAUUAAAGCAGAUACAGAAAACUUCUGAGACACGUAUAGUAUUAGACUGUGCGACUGAAAGGAUCAUUGAUGUGCUGAAGCAAGCGAAACAAGUAAAAAUGCUCGGGGAUUACCACAGCUACGUUUUAACAUCUUUGGAUGCCCACACGCUCGACUAUUCUGAAUUAAAAUUGAGUACAACAAACAUUACUACCCUCCGUCUUGUGAAUCCUCAGCGCCAUUAUGUUCAAAGCACCGUCCAAGACUGGGUAUUUUUCCAUAAAGCCCUAUUAGAGGAUAAAGUGCCCAUAACAGCAGAUACGCUAAAAACAAACUCUGCAUUAAUGUUUGAUGCCAUUAAAGUAUAUUCUGAAGCUAUCCAGAGAUUAAGGAGAGGUAGCCUAGAAGAUGUGGAAGUGAUGCCAUUGCAAUGUUCUUGGCGAGAGAAAUGGCUCAACGGUUCUUCAAUAAUAAAUGAGAUUAAAAAAGUGAAAAUAGAAGGAAUGAGUGGAUCUAUUAAAUUUGAUGAAUCAGGCCAAAGGACAUUUUUUUCAAUAGAUAUAAUAGAACUUACCAAUGGUUUCAGAAAAAUUGGUACAUGGGAUACGGAAAGAGGGAUUACUUAUACCAGAACUGGAAGCGAAAUGCAGAAUGAAAUGUUUCAAAGUAUAAGCAAUAAAACAUUUUAUGUUGUUUCAAGACUAGGAGAACCUUACUUAACAGAAAUAGAUAAGAAUUUAGAAGGUAAUGCCCGCUUUGCUGGAUAUUCAAUGGAUCUCAUAGACGAAAUAGCUAAGGACCUGAAGUUCAGUUAUAAGUUCUAUUUAGCUCCUGAUGGUGAAUAUGGGUCGUUCAACAAAGAAACUAAGCAAUGGACUGGUCUGAUCAAGGAGCUAAGAGAAAGGCGAGCUGAUCUUGGCAUUUGUGAUUUAACGAUAACUUACGAAAGAAGGAGUGCAGUAGACUUCACCAUGCCUUUCAUGACUCUUGGAAUUAGUAUAUUGUACAGUAAACCAAUGAAGCAGCCACCAGAAUUAUUUUCAUUUCUUUCACCUUUUUCAGUGGACGUUUGGAUAUACAUGGCCACUGCGUAUUUAGGUGUUUCUCUUUUAUUAUACUUUCUUGCGAGAUGCACACCCGAUGAAUGGGAUAAUCCUCACCCGUGCAAUCCGGAUCCGACCGAGCUUGAGUGUAUCUUCUCACUCCAGAACUGCCUUUGGUUUUCUAUCGGGUCUCUUAUGGCCCAAGGCUGUGAUCUUUUACCAAAGGCACUUUCUACGAGGGUAGUAGCCGGAAUGUGGUGGUUCUUUGUACUUAUUAUGAUUUCCUCUUACACAGCCAACCUUGCAGCUUUUUUGACAAUGGACAGAAUGGAAGCAACAAUCGAAAAUGUAGAAGACCUUGCUAAUCAGAAUAAAAUAAAAUAUGGCUUGUUAAAAAAAGGUUCAUCAGCUAAUUUUUUUCAGAACAGCAAUGUUAGUCUCUACCAAAAAAUUUGGAGCCAGAUGGAGUCUGCCCAUCCCUCCGUUUUCACAAGUGACAAUGACGAAGGAGUAGAAAGAGUGUUGCGUGGCAAUAGAGGAUAUGCUUUCUUCAUGGAAUCGACAACUAUUGAGUAUCAAAAAGAAAAACAUUGCUCAUUAAUGCAAGUUGGUGGCCUUCUUGAUUCGAAAGGAUACGGGAUAGCAAUGCCUUUCAAUUCGCCUUACCGCAUUGCCAUCAGCGGUUCUGUCCUGAAAAUGCAGGAAUCAGGUAGACUCCAACAGCUGAAGGAUAAGUGGUGGAAAAAUCAGAAAGAUAAAUGCCCGGAAGAAGAUAAAAGCAAAGACUCGUCAGAACUGAGUAUAGCUCACGUCGGUGGAGUUUUCUUGGUAUUGCUCGUUGGUUGUGUUGUUGCCUUUUUCGUCUCUAUUUUAGAAUUUCUUUGGAAUGUCAGGAAAGUUGCUGUCACAGAGAAGUUAUCCCCUGCAGAAGCAUUUUUACUUGAGUUGAAAUUCGCAAUCCAGUGUUAUGGUACAACAAAACCAGUGUGGAAACGGAGGGAAGAUUCUGUGGUUGAUAAAGAUUUUGCUGAAAGUCGUGAAAUAGAAGAGGAUGAAGUAGAAGAAGAAGAAGAAGAAGACAGGGGUUUUUUUGGCGAUGAAAAUAUGGAAGAGGAAUAUAUACGAAUGAAUGGUUUUAAUAAAAAUAUCCGUGCAAUGAGCACUCAGUCCUAUUCAUAAUUUUUUUUUUAAAUGAGCUAUUUUUUAUCUGCUUAUAGGUAGGUACUAUAUAGAUAGAGGAACGAUAAAAACUUGCAUGUCUGUUUCACAUGAUUUUAAAAGAUACAAAAUAUAUAUAUAUAUAGAAAACUAAUAGCAUUGUUUAUAGACUUGGAAUUAUUAGUCCAGGG
Messenger RNA from Nezara viridula (southern green stink bug), 2928 nucleotides. The record is from the annotation of a GenBank genome assembly. NCBI's taxonomy places the organism in Eukaryota, Metazoa, Arthropoda, Insecta, Hemiptera, Pentatomidae.